Molecule: messenger RNA, 994 nt
Organism: Lodderomyces beijingensis
Lineage: Eukaryota; Fungi; Ascomycota; Pichiomycetes; Serinales; Debaryomycetaceae
Source: the annotation of a GenBank genome assembly
AUGCAAAUCAAAUUCUUAGCAACGUUGGCUGCUAGUUUAGCUACUGCCCAAGCCAUUGGAGGUGUAUGUUGUUGCUUCUUUUUCCUUUUUUUUUGCUGCACAUUGAAUCGUCUACUAACAACAGUCACAGCUUGCCUUCAACUUGGGUGUCAAGGAUAAUGCAGGAAACUGCAAAACCGUCCAGGAGUUUGAGUCCGACUUGGAGUUACUCAAGGGAACAACAAACAUCAUCAAGACUUAUGCGGUUUCCGAUUGCAACACCUUGCAAAACUUGGGCCCGGCUGCAGAGGCGGAAGGUUUCCAAAUCAUGUUGGGCAUAUGGCCAAACGACGACGCCCACUUCCAAGCCGAGAAAAACGCGUUGCAGCAGUUUUUGCCGCAAAUUUCAACGGCAACAAUCAAAACCUUUCUUGUGGGCUCGGAAGCUCUAUACAGAAACGACUUGACCGCUACCCAGUUGGCCAGCAAAAUCGACGAAAUCAAGUCCUUGGUUUCCAACAUCAAAGACAAAAACGGAAACUCCUAUGGUGCAAUCCCAGUGGGCACGGUUGACUCUUGGAAUGUUCUCGUUGACGGCGGUUCAAAACCAGCUAUCCAAGAAGCCGAUGUUGUCUACGCCAACGCCUUUUCAUACUGGCAGGGACAAACUAACCAAAAUGCAUCUUAUUCCUUCUUUGACGACAUUAUGCAAGCAUUGCAAACCAUCCAGGGUAUCAAAGGAACAACCGAUAUCGACUUUUGGGUUGGCGAAACCGGCUGGCCCACUGGUGGUGAAAACUUUGAAGCCUCGGUGCCAAGUGUCGAAAAUGCCAAAAACUUUUGGCAAAAUGCCAUUUGUGCCAUGAGAGCCUGGGGCGUCAAUGUUGCUGUUUUCGAAGCCAUUGAUGAAGCUUGGAAACCAGACUCUUCAGGUAUUGGCGGUGUUGAAAAGCACUGGGGUGUUUGGGAUGCCAACUCAAACUUGAAGUACCCAAUCAACUGUCAAUUCGAUUAG